UGUCAUGGGGUUCGUUAUAAACAUUGACACUCUGAUGGGGAUGAUUCCUCAACUCCUGGAAGAGCAACAAUAUGUCCUGACCUACCGCUUCAGCCAGGAUCAUUUGGAGCUUCUCUUCAAUUCUAUCAGAGCAUCAGGAGGCUGGAAUAACAACCCAACUGCUGGACAGUUCCAGGGUAUCUUCCGCAAGCUCAUGUAUAGAUGUGGUGUCAAGCCUGUGGAUUCUGGCAACGUGAGAGGACAGGAUGCCACUGUCACCCUGUCAGCUGAGCACUACACCAGAGUCUCCCUUUCCGCUGCUGAGAUGUCCUCUGCAGAUGCCGCCACUGCUGAAGAGCUGGUUUCUCCAUUCCUGAACAUUUCGGCCCUUGUAGGGGACCACAGCUACCUCCCGACUCGCUUUGGUGGUCUAGGUGCCGCGGCACCCACUUUGAGAAAGGCUGGUCUAGUAGACAACGCACUGGUCUACAUUGCUGGGUUCGUUGUCCGGUGUAUUUUUCGCAGCCUGUCCUGUGAUGUGUGCCGUGCCAGCCUGGUGACAGAUGCUGUAGCUGUCCCAUUUGACCAGAGCUACCAUCUGCUGGAACUUCGUAACAACGGUGGGCUGAUGAUUCCUUCAAAAGGAACUGUAAAGGUGGUGAGAGCUGCGGAGAGGGCCAUUCGUCAACACUCUCCAGGGAAAGCCCCUGAUGAGGUUGUUGUAGCCCACUUUGUCAGAGAGGAAAUCGGGACAGAGGACGUCUUUGCACUGGGGAGCCAUGUCCAAGAAAGCCAGUUUGGCAUCGACAAUCACCUGUCCCUCCUCCUGUCGCUGGUUGUCUCUGUCUUUAUGCGAAUACGGCUGCAUCAUAUCGCUAAAUUAACCUCGCUUACCUGGCAGAGAGGAAAUUCCCGAAAAAAACUCGGAAAAACCAUCCUGUUUCAAGGAUUUUGAAAAC
This is a messenger RNA of Anoplopoma fimbria (sablefish), 938 nucleotides long. RefSeq lists its product as uncharacterized. Lineage: Eukaryota; Metazoa; Chordata; Actinopteri; Perciformes; Anoplopomatidae. The record is from RefSeq and is a predicted model, not a curated record. Bases 5 to 934 code for a protein of 309 amino acids. The transcript is spliced from 4 exons.